This is a messenger RNA of Venustampulla echinocandica, 696 nucleotides long. RefSeq lists its product as uncharacterized. The transcript is spliced from 2 exons. The record is from RefSeq and is a predicted model, not a curated record. The coding region runs from base 1 to 696 and encodes 231 amino acids. NCBI's taxonomy places the organism in Eukaryota, Fungi, Ascomycota, Leotiomycetes, Helotiales, Pleuroascaceae.
AUGCCUCCGAUUGAACCUGUAUUCAAGGCAGUUGAUGAAUCAUUUUCUAAUGAGGACUUAGCCCACGUCAAUGUGCCCUCCAGAUCACAGAUUAUUGAAGCUUGCCAGCGUAAAGAGGAAGGACAUCUUCAAACUACGUCGGCUGCAAAAGAGACAUCCCUCAAAAGUCCCACUGACAAGUUAAACAGCGAAGAUGUCGGGGGCUCCGGGCUUUCUACUCUAGCGCAUCAUAGAUACUUCAAUCAGAUCUUAUCCAAGGCAGGUUCUUUUAUGUGUGUAACCACCAAUGCUUCCACAAAGCAUAUCGCUGGUGUGCCCAAUAACGGCUGUGGAGGUCAGCCAUCCGCGCCGCCAAGCAGAACACCGCCUCGUAUUUCUGAGCAAUCAACCCCGUACACAACCCAACCUGUGAUCUCUACCAAUGGAGCGGAACGAGGAAGGCAUGUAUGGGAUAUCAAGACGAGCAAUAGCCAAGCCUCAGAUAUAAGCUUUAUGGACCACGAGUAUCCUCCCAUUGCCUGCCCCAGCUCAUCUAGCAUGCCACAAAAACAGUAUUUGAAAGAAUGGUACCGGUAUUGCUGCCAGUGUGGCUUCGACGUUGCCAUGACCGCACAAGACACGGCUUAUGUCGAGUUUCACCGGACUCAUUGUGAUGAAUGUCGCUGGGAAUCAUACUACACCUUCCUAGAGCUAUAG